Messenger RNA from Callorhinchus milii (elephant shark), 1752 nucleotides. RefSeq names its product GDNF family receptor alpha like (gene gfral). Gene Ontology annotation, biological process: nervous system development. The transcript is spliced from 11 exons. Gene Ontology annotation, molecular function: signaling receptor activity. The coding region runs from base 1 to 1752 and encodes 583 amino acids. The record is from RefSeq and is a predicted model, not a curated record. Gene Ontology annotation, cellular component: external side of plasma membrane; signaling receptor complex. Lineage: Eukaryota; Metazoa; Chordata; Chondrichthyes; Chimaeriformes; Callorhinchidae.
AUGAAGGAGUUAUCAUAUGUGCCCAAGUCAACAUUUUUUACCUCUCAGAUUUCUGUUGGCAUUGCUACCAAAGCUAUCGAUUGCCUCCAAGUAAAAGCUUGGUGUAUCUCUGAUACGGCCGGCUGUAAGAAAGUGUGGGAUAUCAUUGAAGAUGUCUGCAAUGUGACAGGUGAGAGCUGCACAGUGAAGGAUCGCAGCGGUUGCAAUGUAACCAUCCAGUACUUAACUGACAGCUACCCAGCCUUCAGGGAGUGCAGCUGCCUGGAAGACAAAUCAUGCAACUUCCUCGGACAACUUGGAAUACUGUGUACCGGCCAAGGAGGUAUCUCGGCUGCUGGUAAUCCCGAAAUACAGACUGACUGGAAUCGACGUUUAAGACUGCCAGAUAUAAACGGGUACAGGGAGAGGGAUGGCGAUUGUUUUGACACCAGACAAGAGUGUCUCAAGUCCAUUCAAUGCAACUCCAUGUAUACGAACUUCAAGAGAAUGUGUAAGAAGAGAAAGGACACCUGCAGCAACGAGUCCGGAGGCCAACAGUGUCUGACGGCCUGGCAGGCACUACAGAGCACAAAGCUCGGCAACUGCGUCUGUCUGGAACGUGGGAAGCGAAAGUGCCUGAGAAUAUGGACCAGCCUCUUUAAUAAUACUUGCCUGCAAACAGCACAGAGGAAUCUAAACACACGCACUGAGGAAGGGAGCAAAGAGAAUUAUCCCGUCUGGGGCAGCAGCAUCUUUGACCGGAUGCGGAGAGGAAAACCCACAAAAGAGUCUGCUCUCAACAAAUAUGGCAACCAAAGCUCCCCGUCCUGUUUGAAAGUAACCGAGCUUUGCAUGAAGGAUCAGGACAUUUGCAACAAGCACUUCACUCCACAAAAACAAGUGUGCCCUAACUCUCUUAAUCAAUGCAACCUCGAUGACUGUCACAGUGCAAUUCGAUCCUUCUACCUGGAGAUCCCGCCAGACCUUGCCCAGAUGUUGGUGUUCUGCAGGUGCCAUCCAUCCGAUGAGCUUUGCCUUCAAGCAAAGGAAAUCCUUCACAACAACUCCUGUGCAAAUCGCAUGGAUCCAAAACCCACAUGUUUGUACCUUACUGAAAGGUGUCUCAGCGAUGAAGUCUGCAGGACAAGAUAUGAAGUCUUUCAAGCUAAGUGUUGGGAACGAGUGAGAAGAAUAUGCCACCAUGAUAAGGACUGCCUUUCAGAGAUAAGCUGGAGAGGAUUAACCUGUUCUGCCUCUGAUGAGUGUAAAACAGCCUACGUAGAUACCCGUGGCACUCUUCUUCAGAUGGAAUGUACCUGCAGUGGGGUUCGGAAAGAAGAGCAAUCCUUAUGCGAGGUGUACCAACAUAUGCUAAACCGUGAACUGUGUUUCAAUACAGAUCAGGCUUCAGUCCCACAUAUGGAAACAGAGAAGGGCACGCUGGAGGAAGAGCUCAUUGCAACAAGGUCACCGUCCACAUUAGACAGUGCAAUGAUUUAUGUUAUUGCGUAUGUCUGUGGUGUCACCCUCAUCAUUGGAGCUGUUGUCACUGUUAUGGUAGUGGCGAUGGGUGUAAAGAUGCUCAAGCAACAGCUGGUGGUGAACUGUGAGGCUGGUUUUCUGCCACCUGCGCUCGAGCAGCCGGAGUGUGCCAGAAAUCUCAACAGACUCCGAAAGACUGUGACUGCUAAUCUUUAUGUGGCAGAUUUCUCAAGUUCUGGGAAUGUCGUAGGGAGUAGAAAAGUCCUUGAUAGAAGCCUCAGCUUCCACUGA